Molecule: messenger RNA, 321 nt
Organism: Plasmodium gallinaceum
Lineage: Eukaryota; Apicomplexa; Aconoidasida; Haemosporida; Plasmodiidae
Gene: MPC1
Product: mitochondrial pyruvate carrier protein 1, putative
Exons: 2
Coding region: 1-321 (106 amino acids)
Biological process (GO): pyruvate import into mitochondria
Cellular component (GO): mitochondrial inner membrane
Source: RefSeq, a predicted model, not a curated record
AUGUCCAAAUUUAAAUUAUUUUAUGAUAAAGUUAAAUCUAAUGCUUUUAGCAUUUUGUUUUGGGCACCUUUAGCGAAUUGGGGUUUUGUACUUGCUGGUUGUAAUGAUUUGAUGAAAUCACCUGUAUAUGUUUCCGAGAAAAUGACAGCUGUCCUAUCCGUAUAUAGUAUAUUGUUCAUGCGUUUUUCUCUUGCAAUUAGACCUAAAAAUUACUUACUUUUUGCUUGUCAUGCUACCAAUACAUUAGUACAAAGUGUUUUGUUGUACCGUAAAUUAAAAUUUGAAGCGGACAACAAGAAAAAUUUAAAAGAGAUUAAAUAA